GCGCCGGGCGCGGGGCGGCGGAGCCGGGGCGGCCGCGGCCGCAGCGCGGAUAUGGAUAACAAGAAGGAUGAAAAAACCAGGACGCUGUGCGCGAGCUCAGAAGGGCUGAAGGCCCGAGGAAAAGAAAAAAGGAAACGAAAGCGUAGCAGAAGCAGAUCCUCAUCUGUUUCAUCCACCUCGUCUUCUAGCAGUACAUCCGCUUCUUCCUCCUCAUCACGGUCAUCAUCAAGGUCAUCUUCUUCUAGCAGUAGUAGAGAUUCUCCUAAGUCUAAGUCAAAGAAGAAGAAAAAAGAAAAACACAACAAAAAGAAAAGGAAAAAGGAGAACAAAAUGAAGAAAAGGAAAGAAAAGAAGAAAAAGAAAGAGAAAACAGGACCUGUCCAGCUUUCCAAGUUCUUCAAAAACAAAAAGAAGAAUGAAAACUACAGCAUGAUAACUGGAAAGAAAAUUAAGAUGAAAAUAAAGAAGACUAAGGAAGAUAUAGAAAGAGACCGGAACCGUGCACAGCUCCUGGAAUUUCUGAACUCUGCCUUGUAACGGGAAGAGUGCUCACCAAGGACUGGUAGAUGUACCAAGCCACCCAUCAUCCUAGCAGAACACUAAAGAGAAACUCAGGGAAAAGGACACCGAGUUGGACAAGAUCAGACCCUCCUACUGAGAAGAAAAUUGGGAUGUCCUUUUUUAAUGGCAAAACAGAGAGUAGCUAAUAACUCGUUAAUGGAGAUCCACAUCCUCCUUUUGAGAUCCUAAGGUAAUAGCCAGGCUGUGGUGUUUCAGAAAAGCCCGAGCGUGUGUUGUUCACAGUGAUAAGAAAUAACACACUGAAGUCCAGCAAUGUAAUUUCUAUCCUAACUGCAUGCAGAAUGCACUCUUGAUGUCAAGUGUCUUAAUUUUUCUAGUAGUUUAAGCAGAGUAUUUGUAAAUGUCUAUUUGAAAGAUGAGGUGUUUCUUUUAUGUAUAUUUUUUUUCUGGUAGUGGUUACGCUUAUCCUGAAGAGCAUACUGACCUUUGUAAAUAGAACAUCAUUUUACAUAAACGAAUUUUUUUUUGAAAGUCCA
This is a messenger RNA of Hirundo rustica (Barn swallow), 1058 nucleotides long. Its product is annotated as corepressor interacting with RBPJ 1-like. The transcript is spliced from 7 exons. Lineage: Eukaryota; Metazoa; Chordata; Aves; Passeriformes; Hirundinidae. The record is from RefSeq and is a predicted model, not a curated record. The coding region runs from base 52 to 537 and encodes 161 amino acids.